AUGUGGAGUUUAUUACCGUUUUUAAGCCUCCUAGAAAUAUUAUCAGCUGAAAUAACAGCCCCAGGCAUCGAUAGAAUCAUGAGUGACGGUGUAACAAGUGUCGGUUAUAAUUUAGUGUAUGGAGACGAAGAUUUUCAGGUGUACAACGAGGUGGUGAAAAAUGAGGAGAAAAUGAACGCUUUGAAGAAUAGGUUCAAUUUAAACGAAGCGCUGCCCCCAUUGCCCGCUGGGGACGUGAAAUGCUUGAUGUCCGUUGACAGAUAUUGCUCGAAGAGUAUGCGUGAGAUGAAAAGUGUUUUAAUAGAGGCCCUAAAAGAUGACUGUGCGAAAUGCUCGAAAGAACAGAAGGAAAAUGCAGGGAGAGUGGUUGCCUCAAUGAUGGCGCAUGACCCUUCGGCUUGGAAAUUGUUCCUGACAAGGUACGAUGGUCUCCAGAAAGUUCAAAGGAUUCUUGGAUAG
Pieris macdunnoughi is the source of this 459-nucleotide messenger RNA. NCBI's taxonomy places the organism in Eukaryota, Metazoa, Arthropoda, Insecta, Lepidoptera, Pieridae. The record is from the annotation of a GenBank genome assembly.